CCAGGUAGCAAGAGCCAUUGAACUCCUUUUAAACUUGUUGGUGCUGUUCCCCCCUAACACCAGAGCGAGAGAUAUCAGAGAGAGAGCGACAGAGUUGUUAACUUGUUGGGGAUCAGAUGGCGAAAGCUGCGGCGAUCUUGAUAUGCAUCUUGGUUGUUGCACUCGAUGUAACAGCAGGCAUCCUUGGGAUUGAGGCAGAGGUGGAGCAAAACAAACAAAGGCAUAUCAGGGUGUUCAUAUUUGAGUGCAAGGAGCCGAGCCGCGAAGCAUUGAGGAUGGGGAUCGCUGCAGCUACGAUUCUGCUACUGGCUCAUGUAAUCGCUACCAUGCACGGAGGCUGCAUCUGCAUCUUUUCCAGAGAGGAACUCGCUAAGUCGCCGGCGAACAGGCAAAUAGCUGCCUUCCUCUCACUUUUCUCUUGGAUCAUACUCGCCAUUGGGUUCUCACUGCUGAUAAUUGGAGCCCUUGCCAAUCGCCAUUCCAAGGGAACUUGUGGACUCUCUCACCAUAAAAUGUUGUCAACUGGGGGAAUUCUAUGCUUUGUACAUGUGGCUUUCAUCUUGGGAUUUUAUGUCACUGCCCUAGGAAUCUCUAGGGAGGAGGAAGAAAAGGUGCACAAGAGACCUGCAGGCACCAUGCAGAUGACUGAAGGAAGACAUGGACCAGAACAUAUCUAGUUUCAUACUUUUUCUCCUUUUCUUGUUUCCAUUUUGAUAGACUGAUUUGCCUUUCUUUUCUUUUCUUUUUUUUUCUCCUUGUUGGGUUGUAUUGCUUUCCUUUUUACAAUCCAUUUUGAUCUUUGUGCUUUUGUAUGUGGUGAUUCAAAUUGUGUUUACUGCAUCAAAUUUGGUCUUUGUGUCUAA
Molecule: messenger RNA, 863 nt
Organism: Nymphaea colorata (pocket water lily)
Lineage: Eukaryota; Viridiplantae; Streptophyta; Magnoliopsida; Nymphaeales; Nymphaeaceae
Product: protein DESIGUAL 2
Exons: 3
Coding region: 117-677 (186 amino acids)
Source: RefSeq, a predicted model, not a curated record